This is a messenger RNA of Glycine soja, 1811 nucleotides long. RefSeq lists its product as uncharacterized. Gene Ontology annotation, biological process: transcription by RNA polymerase III. Gene Ontology annotation, molecular function: DNA binding. The transcript is spliced from 11 exons. Gene Ontology annotation, cellular component: nucleus; RNA polymerase III complex. NCBI's taxonomy places the organism in Eukaryota, Viridiplantae, Streptophyta, Magnoliopsida, Fabales, Fabaceae. The coding region runs from base 400 to 1746 and encodes 448 amino acids. The record is from RefSeq and is a predicted model, not a curated record.
GGACAUGACCCGCCGUCACCGUCCACCGCUUCCGUCAUAAAGCAACUAAACUCUCCACGCAUCCACGGCCGUCCAUGCAUUACUGGGUCGUGAAUCUCAAGAAGCUUGACCAAUGACCAUGGUCUUCAUUGAGGCUUCAACGUACACAACAUAAAUCUUGAUAUGAAGGUUUACGUGGAACAAUGUGAGUCUGAAGGUUUAAUAUAUUGUUUUUCACUUGUGCUUAGCUUUUAUAUGAAUUUUUUAAAUUCACCGCCAAAAUCAUCAAAGCUCAAACCUAAACCAAAAUCCUAACUUCAUUCUAACUAAUUGCGAACCAAUCUAACUACCCUCUAACUGAAGUAACUAAUUCCGUCUCUUCAUGUGACUACCCUAUAAAAGCUGUACCGAAGGAUAUAGAUGUUAAUAACAAAGCUUCAAAUCCUCUCUCUCGACUUCAUCUUCUUCCCUCUCCCCUCUUCUCUGAAAUCCUCUCUCUCGACCUUCGUCUUCUUCCCUCUCCCCUCGCGAUUUCCUAUCAAGCUGUGUAAUAGAAACAGUGCAACCAACUCAUACUCCAAGCCACCGUCAAAAUGGAAGCCGAACCCAAAUUCUCGGAGUCCGAAGUUGUGCGCCAAAUUGACGUCUUCUUCUCACCUUCGGUCGGUGCUCAGACUUGGCUAUACGUUUUUCGGCAGCUUUCCACGUCGCCUCGUUGGCGACCGUACUCGUUGGCGACCGUACUCGUUGGAUGAACAAUGCCAAGAGGAGGUACGGUUCAACCCUAAACAUUCAGAAUUCAAACUUGAUUUAGCCAUUGACAAAGAGUUCAACCAGACUUUUUCAACUUUGUGGAAGCCAUAUAAAUCAGUACCAUAUGUUGAACCUGGAUAUGCUGUUGGGCUUCUUAUGGGUGAUAAGUUGCACCUGCAUCCAAUCCAUGAAGUUGUGCAUCAUCUUAACUCUGCUGAGAAGUCUGUUAGUACAUCUAAAGAGCAGUGGGUUCCCCUAAAGUACCUCAGCUGCAAGAGUGAUAUCUCUUGUAGUUAUUUACAGCAAAUGGUGGUGGCAGAAGAGAGUUCUUCCACAAACAACUUCACUAUGAGCGCGAAUGAUUAUGUUACUGCUCUGUGUACUGGAGGGAGCAGCAACAAUUCACCAAAAGUCGAAAGAAAAUCUAGCGUGGAAGUUGCAUUUAGUCUUGGAAGUUCAUCAUCACAUUCCCUCGGGACAUAUGGCACAAGCAAAUCUGUAGAUAGUGUCACAAGCAGUGGCUCACCAUCUAAGGAUCAAGAGGAUCAAAAUGAUGCUUCUAAUGCAUUUGCCAGGAAAAUCAAGGAACAAUGGGAUUAUGAAAACUCUUACAAUGCUACUCUUGGAGAUUCAGAAAUUCAUGAUGCGGAAGAGUAUGAUGAGAAUUCUGUGAAUUCUGCUGCAGAACUCCGGAUCUUGGAGAAGAGUGAGGACCAAAGGAUGUUUUUCUUUAAGAUUCCUGCUUAUCUGCCUGGUACAUCAACUGUGUCGGGAGAGCCCACACACUUGAAAGACUUGCCAAGGGGAUACAUGGGCAAAAUGCUGGUGUACAAGAGUGGAGCAAUCAAUCUAAAACUAGGAGAAUCUCUGUUCGACGUGUAUCCAGGUUCAAAUCGUGGACAUGUUGAAGAUGUUGUGGCGGUGAACACACAGAAACAGUGUUGCAAUCUUGGCAAGAUUAGCAAAAGGGUCAAUGUGACUCCCAAUAUUGAUUUUCUAGACAAAUAUAACUAAUGCACCACAUAGAGGGAGAUUAACAUACGUAGUGGGGGAUACAAAAACCCACAUUGUAGGCGACC